Prorocentrum cordatum is the source of this 1158-nucleotide messenger RNA. NCBI's taxonomy places the organism in Eukaryota, Dinophyceae, Prorocentrales, Prorocentraceae. The record is from the annotation of a GenBank genome assembly.
AUGGAGGGGGGCGCGCCCCCUGCGGGAGGCGACGGCAUGGAGCCCAGGGGCGACAUGAGCAGGAGGAGAACCUGGUCUCGCUCGACAUCUCUGCAUCCGCCGCCAGAGUCGAUGCUGCGGGGGUGCGACGCUAAAGAGGGCGAUGACGGCGAUGAGGACGAGCUGGACGAGGAGGAGAGCCUGGAGGCAGGCAGCCAGAACUCCGGCAAGAGCCCGAACCCUGCAGAUCCCGGCAGUGCCAACACCGGGGCAGGCGCCAAGUGGCACGCAAAGAUCAUGCUGGACAACUUCACCCACACAAAGGACGCACCAGGGGGCAAGAUCAAGGCAUGCCGAGGUAUGCCGAUGAUCAAUGUGUCCGAGUUCCUGGCAGGGCUGGAGAACGCGAAUGGGCGCUGGCUCUUCAGAGGACCGCUAAACGGCUGGGCGGGCCUCGUGAAUUUGGAGCUGAAGUCGUUAACGAAGAAGGUGAGCUCACUCGGUGGAAUCUCUGUCAAGCGUAUGUGGAAUGCCUGCUCGGGCAACGCCCUGCCCGACAAGUCCGUCUUCGGGAAGAGCGUCCGCGCCACCUUCGAGGCCCCAGCGUGGACGCAGUCGGGAUAUGUCGACGGCUCCAAAGGCUUCAUGUGGUGGUUUACCCCGGUCAGUUUGCAGGGCCUCCUCCACGAGGGGAAGAAGCUCGCGAAGCCGGGGAUCCUGUGCGGAGAGCAGUCGAUCACCGAAAUGGAAAAAGUGGGCGGCUCUUGCGCGGAGGCCAGGGCUGUAUGGUGCCACGCUUUCGCGCACCGCUACCCUGUGGAGAAGGAAACGCUUUCGGACAGGCAGACCUACCACACGGGCGUGCUGGUGGAGUGGGACCACGGGCGUUUCAUGACCGUCGUGGAGCUGGCGUACCUCUACGGCUGCAGCGGCUACAAGGGGCGGUCGAAUUGGUGCGAGGACAAGCUGAAGACCCCGACCGAGCUAUUCCAGGCGAUGCCCGACGGCAUGAAGGUCCCGUACGACACCAGUCGGGCCGAGAUCCGCGCUUACGACGUGCCCCUGAAUUGUAGCCGGGAGAAGUUCGAGGAGUACCUCGCGCGCUACAGCCCGUCGGGGCAAUGCCCGGCGUCGGAGCAGCGCUUCUGGGAUCCGAAAUCUAUGCGUCUUCCGCCGUGA